Alternaria atra is the source of this 1962-nucleotide messenger RNA. RefSeq lists its product as uncharacterized. Gene Ontology annotation, molecular function: oxidoreductase activity; FAD binding. NCBI's taxonomy places the organism in Eukaryota, Fungi, Ascomycota, Dothideomycetes, Pleosporales, Pleosporaceae. The record is from RefSeq and is a predicted model, not a curated record. The transcript is spliced from 3 exons. The coding region runs from base 1 to 1962 and encodes 653 amino acids.
AUGUCUGCACGCGGGUCUUUGUUGUUUCUUGCUGCGAACGCUAUCGGCGCCCUUGGUAGUCCUGUCGCCUUACGCGAUGUCACACCUGCUGCUGCUACAGUCUCUGCGGACUCACCUGCCGGCGUUGCUCUUUUCCCCUUGGAGACAGUUCAAUUGACCGACGAGGCCUUGAAGACAGCGGAUAGCCAAACCAGCGAGGUCGAUGUGGGUGCGCUCUUUGGCUUCGACGGUGGCAACGAGACAAAGGCUAUUGCAAAGCGCGCACUCCGCAGUGGUCAAUGCAAAGCCUUUCCAGGUGAUUCAAACUACCCGAAGGAAUGGGUGUGGUCUGUCUUCGACCUCUUGCUUGGAGGAGCACUCAUCAAGACUACUCCUAUCGCUGCGCCUUGCUACAAGAAUUCAGCCUGGAACGACUAUGACGAGGGAAAAUGCGCAGACAUUUCGGCCAGAUUCACCACGGCCGAUCUGCACACGAGUGACCCAACCUCAAUGAUGUGGCCGCUCUUCCAGGGUCGUACCUGCAUGCCUACCGACGAUCCCAGUGGUACCUGCACGCUAGGUGGUUAUGCCUCUUACUCCAUUGAUGUCACGAACGUUGCGCAGGUGCAGCUUGGCGUCAACUUCGCUCGAAAUAUGAAUCUAAGGUUGACCGUUAAAAACACUGGCCAUGACUAUAUUGGAAAGUCGUCCGGCGCAGGUGCUCUAAGUCUAUGGACGCACAAUCUCAAAGACAUCCAGUUCAUCAAGAACUACAAGUCGGCUGAGUACAACGGCCCGGCUUUCAAAGCUGGUGCUGGUGUCCAAGGGUUUGAGAUUCUGGAAGCUGCUCGCGACCACGAUGUCACUGUCCUGGCUGGUAUUUGUGAGACUGUGGGAUGGAGUGGUGGCUAUGUUGCCGGAGGUGGCCACUCGCCUCUUGCAUCCAUCUACGGUAUGGCUGCUGACCAAGUUCUCGCCUAUAAGGUUGUCACCGCCGAUGGACGCUUCGUAACUGCCUCUGACUCUAUCAACUCUGAUCUUUUCUGGGCCCUUCGUGGCGGAGGAGGUGGAACUUUCGGCGUUGUUACCUCUGUCAUUGCCAAAGCUCACCCUAGAAUUCAAGUUACCAAGUCCGUCUUCUCUUAUCAGGCUCCGGUCAACGACUCCGCCAACUUCUGGAAGGGCGUCAACGCUUACAUGAAGCGCUUCCCCGAGUUUACCAAUGCAGGUACCUAUUCAUACUUCUGGAUCUGGAACUACGGUACCUCGCUCGACUUCCAGAUGACUCCCUUCUUUGCGCCAAACCAUACCAUCGAGUCUUUCAAUGCGCUGACCAAAGAUUACUUCGAUGACCUCAAGUCAUUUAACAUCUCUGUAACCCCCAACACUACCUAUUAUGAGAACUUUUACUCCGCCAACAAAGGAUCAUGGGGCGCAGAUACUCUUGGUGUGACAAACAUUCGUCAAGCUACCCGUCUUUUCCCCAAGAGCCUUUGGGAAACCGAAGCAAAGUUUAACUCCUUUUACACCACAAUCAAGAACACAGUGAUGAACGGUCACACUGUCGGUGGCUACCACAUGGCUCCGGGAAACCCCUCAAAUGUCGACAAUGCUGUCAACGAGGCAUGGCGUAAUACCCAGUCUUUCCUCAUCACCGCCAAUCUAGUCCCAGAAAAUGCGACCGCAGCUCAAUUUGCAGAAGCUUCCGACUACCUUACCUACGAUAUCAUGGACUCAUGGCGUGCUGUGGCUCCGGCUUCCGAGGGAGGCGGUGUCUACCUCAAUGAGGCGGAUAUCCAGGAGCCAAACUGGCAAACCGACUUCUAUGGAGCGAAGCACUACCCCAAGCUUCUCGCCAUCAAGAAGAAGUGGGACCCCAAGGGUGUGUUUUAUGCUACCACAGCUGUUGGGAGUGAGGAUUGGGUCGUCAAAGAUGGUGACCAAGGCGCCCAAACUCAGAACGGUCGCUUAUGCCGAGUGUAA